AUGUCCGCUAGACAAAAGAAAGCUCUCUAUUUCCAGAAACUCCAUCAAAUUCUUGAGGAGUACAACAAGAUCUUCGUCGUGGAGAUCAAGCACGUCACCUCCAAGCAGGUUGCUGAUAUCCGUAAGGCUCUGCGUGGUCAGGCCCUUCUUCUGUUCGGAAAGAAGACCAUGAUCCGCCGCUGCAUGAACAAGUUCGUGGAGGAGCAUCCCGGACACCCCAUUGAGAAGCUGAUUCCCCUGGUCCACGGAAACGUGGGUCUGGUGUUCGUGAACGGAGAUAUGGCCAACGUUCGUGAGAUCAUUCUCAACAACAAGGUGCCUGCUCCCGCUCGUGUGGGUGUGGUUGCCCAUGUGGACGUCAUUGUGCCUGCUGGACCUACCGGUUGCGAUCCCGGCCAGACUUCUUGGUUCCAGGCUCUGAACAUUGCCACCAAGAUUAACCGUGGUCAGAUUGAAAUUAUCAACGACGUGCCUCUGAUCCUCGCUGGUCAGAAGGUGCAGCCCGGUCAGGCUGCCCUGCUGGACAAGCUGAACAUCCACCCCUUCAGCUACGGAAUGCACAUCAAGCACGUCUACGACGACGGUGCGAUCUACGACCCUGUGGUGCUGGAUCUGACCGAGAAGGAGAUCAUGAGCAAGUUCUUCAACGGAGUCAACAAGCUGGCUGCGCUCUCGCUGUCCAUGGGAUAUCCCACUCUGGCUUCGCUGCCUCACUCGCUCAACAGCGCCUUCCGCAAGAUGGUCGCCAUCGUGGUGUCCGAGGGAAUGUCCUAUUCCUUCGAGAAGGCCGAGCCCUUCAAGGCCUUCCUGGCCGAUCCUUCGGCCUUCGCUGUGGCCGCUGCCCCUGCUGCUGCUGAGGCUGCUGCUCCCGCUGAGGAGGUCAAGGAGGAGGAGGAAGAGGAAGAGGAAGACAUCGAUAUGAGCGGAGGUGGUCUGUUCGGCGAUGAUGACGACGACUGGUAAACUGGUUAGAGAAAAUCAUUGUGGUUGACCACAGAA
Messenger RNA from Blastocystis hominis, 999 nucleotides. RefSeq lists its product as hypothetical. The record is from RefSeq and is a predicted model, not a curated record. Gene Ontology annotation, cellular component: cytosolic large ribosomal subunit. The transcript has a single exon. Gene Ontology annotation, molecular function: large ribosomal subunit rRNA binding; structural constituent of ribosome. The coding region runs from base 1 to 963 and encodes 320 amino acids. Gene Ontology annotation, biological process: cytoplasmic translation; ribosomal large subunit assembly; ribosome biogenesis. NCBI's taxonomy places the organism in Eukaryota, Bigyra, Opalinata, Blastocystidae.